Molecule: messenger RNA, 1200 nt
Organism: Heterobasidion irregulare TC 32-1
Lineage: Eukaryota; Fungi; Basidiomycota; Agaricomycetes; Russulales; Bondarzewiaceae
Exons: 6
Cellular component (GO): nucleolus
Molecular function (GO): GTP binding
Source: RefSeq, a predicted model, not a curated record
GAGCUGAAGAAAGACCCGGGCAUACCCCGUCUCCCUGAUCUCAAGAUACGCAAUGCCGAAAAACAGCGCACCCACGCGCCUCCCCCGUACCUAAAAGACCCAGACGCGACGAUGGCGUCCGAGCCGACGCUCUCCUCCCUCGCCCUCCUCGCCGCCGCCUCGUCCGCCGACCCGUCCUCCCAAUUCGACGACCCGUCCGCCGCCGGGCCGCAGCAAAAAACGAAGGAGCAGCUGCGCAGGUUCUACGUCCGCGCGCUCCACAAGGUCAUUGACGAGAGCGACGUCAUCGUCCUCGUUCUCGACGCCCGAGACCCAGAGGGCUGCAGGAGCAGGCUCGUGGAAGAGGAGGUCAGGAGGCGCGAGGCGGAGGGCAAGAAGCUCGUUUUCGUCCUGAACAAAAUCGAUCUCGUGCCCCGACAAAACGCGCUCAAUUGGCUGCGCUACCUCCGCCAUACCACCCCCACUCUCCCCUUCCGCUCGUCCACGUCCCAUCAGCGCUCGAACCUCUCCUCGUCGACUGCUCCCGCCCUUAUGAGGAUACUCAAGGCCUACAAGCCUAGCGCGGCGCAGAGCGUCACCGUCGGCGUCGUCGGCUAUCCCAAUGUCGGAAAAAGCAGUCUCAUCAACACGCUGAAGAGAUCGAAGGUCUGUGCAGUGGCUUCGCAGCCGGGUCAUACGAAAGAUCUCCAACACGUUCAACUCGAACGCGGCCUGCGCAUCGUCGACUCUCCAGGUGUCAUCUUCGACGACGAUGUCGACGACGGCAAAGGAAACAGCAAGGGCAGCGUCCUGCUUCGCAACGUGAUCCGAGUGGAAGACAUCCAGGAUCCUGUCGAAGUCGUGGAAGCCGUGCUCGCGCGGACAGAGCCCGAGAAGAUGCAGAAGAUCUACGGCCUGCCCGAGUUCGGCUCCGCGCUCGAGUUCCUGACGAUGCUGGCGCUGAGCACGGGCAAGCUCCUCAAGGGCGGCACGCCCGACAUCCUCGCCGCCGCGCGCCAAGUCCUGACCGACUGGAACCACCAAAAAAUCCCCUUCUUCUCCGUCCCGCCGACCGUCCACCCGUCGCAGAUCCCGUCGAUGAUCUCGUCCGCAUCAGGCCCGGGACAGAUCGCACCUGGCGCCGAGACCGUCGGCCAGGCGCAGAUCCUGUCGGCGCUCGGCCAAGCGUUCACGCUCGAGGGCCUGUUCGGCGAGGCGGAC